Molecule: messenger RNA, 1521 nt
Organism: Stereum hirsutum FP-91666 SS1
Lineage: Eukaryota; Fungi; Basidiomycota; Agaricomycetes; Russulales; Stereaceae
Product: FAD-binding domain-containing protein
Exons: 5
Coding region: 1-1521 (506 amino acids)
Molecular function (GO): oxidoreductase activity; FAD binding
Source: RefSeq, a predicted model, not a curated record
AUGUGGAAAUCACCCAUCUAUGUUGUUGCAGGUCUUUUGUGCGCUGAAGAUCUCAGCACUGGGGUAGCCAAAGAUGUGCGAUCUGUAGAAACAUUAAUAUCCUGCUUGACGUCGACCUCCCUCGAUAUCCUCACCCCAGUAUCACGAGACUGGAAUGAGGCCAUCACGCCCUUCAAUCUUCGUCUUCAGGGCCAUUUCAUCCCAUCAGCAAUUGCUUGCCCCAUAUCCGCUGGCGAGGUAUCCUCCGCCAUCCUCUGCGCAAACAAGUAUGACGUCCGCGUCUCACCAAUCUCGGGGGCACAUUCAUACUCAGCGUCCGGAUACGGGUCCACGAACGGUACACUGGUGAUCAGCAUGUCAAAUCUCAGGCAUGUGUCCGUUGAUCCAAGCUCAGGAUUAGCAAACGUGCAAAGUGGAAUAAGACUUGGAGACAUGGCGUUGGAGAUCUAUAAACAGGCAGGACGAGCACUCGCACAUGGUACGGAUCCACAGGUUGGGGUAGGAGGACAGACAAGUUUUGGAGGAUAUGGGUUCGUGUCGAGACAAUGGGGAUUGCUGCUUGAUCAGGUGGUAGAAGCAGAAGUGGUUUUAGCGAGUGGCAGCAUUGUGAACGCAAGUGCCACAGAAAACACGGAGUUAUUCUGGACAAUUCGCGGUGCCGGACCCUCCUUCGGCAUUAUAACGCGGUGGACGUACCAGACUCAUGAAGCACCCAUGAACGUUGUCGGCUUCAACUACACCUACGCCACGCCGAACUCCUCCGAAUUCUCUCGAGUGCUUUCUGUCUAUACAGACUGGGUUCUUGAUUCGGCCCCGCCGGAACUUGGUUUGGAAGCAGACAUCGUCAAUGGAACGGCUGUCGUAUCUUUCGUCGGCAUGUACGAAGGCCAACGAGAUGCUUUCGACUCCUUAAUGCGGCCCGUUCUGAGCAGUCUUGGGCCGCCUCUUUUCGCGAGCGCGGAUAACUACGGAUGGAUCGAAGCACUGGAAUGGAUAGGAGGCGUUGACACCUUGGUCACUGAGGGUGUUCCACCAGAGCACAAUACGUUCCUAGCCAAAUCACUCAUCACCCCACUGGCCGCACCAUUGACCAUGGAUGCAUACACAGCUUGGGGAGACUACCUCUUCGCCAACGCCGACCUCUCGUCGAAGUUCUCUUGGUUCAUGCAGAUUGAGCUCUACGGAGGCACUCAAAGCGCUAUCAACGCUCCCAUGUGGAAUGCCACCGCAUAUCCCUUCCGUGACUGCCUGUUCACAAUCCAGCUCUACGCUGCUACUAUAUCAGGCGAGCCACCUUAUCCAUUCGAGGAAGGAUACAGCUUUCUCGAAGGUGUCAUCGCUAUCAUUCAGGAUGCGAUGCCCGGAGUCGAGUUCGGUGCUUACACCAAUUAUAUGGAUCCGACUCUGAAGCACUGGCAGAAUCGGUAUUAUAAACACAAUUAUCCAAAAUUAUUAGGGCUGCAGAAGAGGUAUGACCCGCGCAAUAUACUUUUGAAACACCAAGGAGUGGGCUCGGUGUAG